UUUUUUCCCCUCCUCCCUAUGUUUUACACACACAGCUGAGAGCAGAGGCAGCCAGUCAGAGAAAAAAGACCCACCUCGACCCCCAGACGAGAACGGGCAGCAGCGCUGGCAUCCGCCGUCUCUUUGUUCUACACUGGCUCUGACAACAGCAAAGUCACAUUUGAACAUUUUAUUCCUCAAUGCCAUCGCGAAGAUUCACGGAGAUGGACUCGCACGGGACUGAGUACAUGGAUCAUUGUGGGUCAACUGCAAAGAGGAGGAGGCAUGACAGCGAACAGUCCAUCUCCAGUGGAACCACUGGCCUGGAGUACACGGACCUGGAGGCAGCUGAAGCUCUGGUGUGUAUGAGCUCUUGGGGCCAGGGCCUCUUCACUGGCAGCAACACGCCGAAACCCUGCAAGCCCAGACCCCUCACCCCGGCUUCGGACUCUUGUGACUCCCUCCUGCCGCCAGAAAUCCCAGAGCCCCCAAAGGACUUUGUGUCCCUCUCCUCCCUGUGUAUGACUCCCCCUCACAGCCCCAGCUUUGUUGAGACUUCAACGUCAAGCACUGGCCUUCAGUCAAGCCCGACUGUGUCCUCACAGCGCUGCGUACCCAGUCUCCAUCAACCUUUCCUGGCACCCACUGCUGAAAAAAGCCCCUCCCUCCCCCCUCCGCCACAGCCCUGCCGAGCCAUGGCGACCAGCGUCAUCCGCCACACUGCAGACAGCACCCCCUGCCAACACCACAUUCCAAUGGCCCCCAAUUCAGAGAAAACUAGAGACACUGUAAUGGCUACAAUGGUCUGCCAGCAGCAGCAGCAGCAACACAUUAUAAGGACUGAGCAGAUAACCUCACCUCCAUGUCUUCCUGCUCCUCUGACACCAUUAAAGACAGAACACCACCCCAGUACCUCAAAUACCUAUUGGGACAGUGUAUCCACCCCCACUCCCAUCAACACUCAACUGCAAAACAACCCACCCCCUCCCUCUGUUGCUGCAACAUUGUCCCCACCUCCAGUCAGAAGCCCUCAAAUCAUCUGCCAGAUGUUCCCUGUCAGUAGCCAAUCAGGGAUAAUCUCAGCCUUCAUCCCCAGCACGGUUCAGACCUCAGCUACUGGAAUUCAGACUACCACCACAACCCUCCUCCCCCAGCACACCUCAGCGAGCACCACCCCUGUCCAGCAGUCCCUCAUUGUGGGCUCAGCUGUGCACCAGGGCACGGUGAUGCUGGUCCUCCCUCAGUCCUCAGUGUCUCAGGCCCCUCACUGCCCUCAGACUGUCAUGACCCUGGGCAACACCAAGCUGCUUCCUCUGGCCCCGGCCCCUGUGUACGUGCCAGCAGGACCCAGCAGCAGUACUGCACCCACAAAAAUGGACUUUUCUCGCAGGAGAAACUAUGUGUGCAACUUCCCAGGCUGCAGGAAGACAUACUUCAAGAGCUCACACCUCAAGGCUCACCUGCGAACACACACAGGUGAGAAGCCUUUCAGCUGCAGCUGGGAUGGCUGUGAUAAGAGGUUUGCCCGCUCUGACGAGCUCUCCCGCCACCGGCGAACACACACUGGGGAGAAAAAGUUUGUGUGUCCCGUGUGCGACCGGCGAUUCAUGCGCAGUGAUCACCUCACCAAACAUGCACGACGCCACAUGACCACAAAGAAAAUUCCCUCCUGGCAGGCUGACGUUAGGAGCUUGAACAAAAUGGCUGCUGGCAAAACACCUCCUUCAAAACCUGGCCUUGCCACACUUAGCAUGCUUGUACCUGCCAGCUCUAAGUAGACAAUGAACACCACCAUCCCACCCACUCCCAAGAUACCACAGGGAUACAGGGAGUAGCCAAGCACACAAGGCUACUGCUCUUUUACUCAUGGGAUUGAGAAAAACAAAAAAAUAUGCACUGGACUCCUUUUUUUCCCCUUUCAACUGUUAAUUUGUAUGUGUAAUUUCUCUAAAGGAUUCUUUUGUUUACUUUGAUACAUGUGAUAAUUUGUAUGCACCCUUGCCAAAGCCUUUGUAUGAAGUCUGUUUUACACAUUUCACCUCCUCAGCCCCUGUUGUUUUAGUCAGUACAGAUUGAAUAUAUAUAUAUAUACACGUCUAUGUGAAUGUAUUGUGUGUUGUAUGAAAUUCAUAUAUUUGUCAUAUCUGGGAAAAUAUUGAUAUGAAACACAAUGUAAAUAUGAAUAUUAAUCAACAAAAUUAUGAUUAUAACUUGAUUAUAUCUCCUGUAUAACUUUUCAUAUUAUUUAAUACAUAUUUGUAAUAAAAAAAGAUUACAAGAUAA
This is a messenger RNA of Scophthalmus maximus (turbot), 2262 nucleotides long. RefSeq names its product Kruppel-like factor 11b (gene klf11b). Bases 180 to 1757 code for a protein of 525 amino acids. Gene Ontology annotation, biological process: regulation of transcription by RNA polymerase II. The transcript is spliced from 4 exons. The record is from RefSeq and is a predicted model, not a curated record. Gene Ontology annotation, molecular function: DNA-binding transcription factor activity, RNA polymerase II-specific; RNA polymerase II cis-regulatory region sequence-specific DNA binding. NCBI's taxonomy places the organism in Eukaryota, Metazoa, Chordata, Actinopteri, Pleuronectiformes, Scophthalmidae.